AUGAAGCAAACUCCGCGCCACGUAGCCGUCGCCAUUCCCUUCUGCCCCGCGACCCACCGCGUCCUCCUCAUCACCUCACGCAAGCAUCCAAAUCUCUGGAUCCUUCCAAAGGGUGGCGUUGAUAACGGCGAGACUUCGGGGCAGGCGGCUGCACGCGAGGCGCAGGAAGAAGGCGGCCUCCCCAUCCCCCAUGCAAUCUCAGACGAGCUAAACGCACAUCAGCCCCUCGCGCCGCCCGGCAAGCGCCAGGAGAUCUGGCACGCGCACGCGCUCGAGAUGGCGAGCGAGGACCUGGACGCAGUCUGGCUCGAGCAGGGCCAGCGCGAACGCGGGUGGUUCACGGCCAAGGAAGUGAUCAAGGCCCUGGAGAAGUGGGGCCCACUCGUCGAGGGAGAGGGGGAUAUGAGUCGCGGCGCGCCGAAGAAGAAGGCUAUCAAGAGUGAUGCCAUGCUCCGGGCGUUCCGGGCGUUUCUCUUGCGGUAUGGGUGGGAGACGUAA
Molecule: messenger RNA, 498 nt
Organism: Cutaneotrichosporon cavernicola
Lineage: Eukaryota; Fungi; Basidiomycota; Tremellomycetes; Trichosporonales; Trichosporonaceae
Exons: 4
Coding region: 1-498 (165 amino acids)
Biological process (GO): diadenosine hexaphosphate catabolic process; adenosine 5'-(hexahydrogen pentaphosphate) catabolic process; diadenosine pentaphosphate catabolic process
Cellular component (GO): cytoplasm; nucleus
Molecular function (GO): bis(5'-adenosyl)-pentaphosphatase activity; bis(5'-adenosyl)-hexaphosphatase activity; endopolyphosphatase activity
Source: RefSeq, a predicted model, not a curated record